AUUCCUUAUGCAUGCUCUGUUUGAAUCGGGAGCAUUUCACCAAUAUAAAUAUGAUGAUGGGCUUAAGACUUGAUAAGAACACAACCUUCUCGUCAUAGUACUUGCUGGUAAUUGUAGCCCUGAUGAAAGUUUCAGAAGGAAACAAGUCAAACAUUCAAAAACGUUAUACUUUUUUAAGUUUGAAAAGAGAUGAUAUGUGCUGUAUCACAACAUAGUUUUAAAAUAUGUUUUAUUGUGUUUUUCAUUAUUUGACAUUCAUUUUUGCAAACUCAUCAGUACCUAGGAAAGGAAUGUACAAAAACUUUGGUUUGAUGUUUUUUUUCUUUUGUCCUCUUUUCUUGCAUGACAAUAAAAUCUAAAAAUAAUGUGGAUAAAAUUGUAUAAGUUACUCAUAUUGAUGUAUAGCGCAAAUGAACACUAAUGAAAACUUGUGUGACCUUUAGAACUUCUUAUUAUGGAAAUUUCUGUCAUUAAUUUUCUGUUUGCCUAGCAACCUAUAACCAAAUAGACUUUUAAGCUGACACCUGUGGAUGAAUCAUUAUCUUUUCAGUUUGGGGCUUGUUAGUUUAUGUGAAGUUACUAAGGCAACAAGAGCAUGCUAAUCAAAUGAUACAUAAAUAAUACUGCUCAUUAACUUUUUAGUGAACAAGUAUAUUGUAAGGUAAUAUGAAAAUGGAUGAAUAUAGGACUAAUUAGCACAUUAUAGGAUGACAAUUUAUAUGAAAAUGUGAACAUGGUGUUCUUGUGGACACAAAGCCAAGUUGGCAUGAGCAAACAAGAGACUAUCCUUAUCGUCUGGGCAACUGUUAUGUACACAUUGGUUGCCAAGUUACUUCUAUGUUACUCUGGGUUUGUUAAACAUGCAUAUCAAGUAAAUUUAUUGCAAACUUUUGUUCCCAUGUUGAUAACUGAAUUCUGUGGCUUUUCUACUUUGAACAUAUUAAUUCAUAUACCUACACUGUAGAUUGGGUAGACUUUAAACAUUUACUUAGCCAACAAGAUUGCACUUUGAAAUAAAAAGGUAUUGGGGAAGAGAAGGCAACUAGGCACUUUUGCUUGUGUGUUCCUUCAGGAAGGAUGGUACCACUUUCUCCUGUGUGUGGUGAUGGCCACACAAGCCUUCACAGUGACAAAUAUGCAGGCAUUGGGCAAUAAUGUCCAGCAGGUGAGAAUGCCCAAUAGCACAAACAACGGGCAGCAAGGACAGCAAAAUCAACAGAAACCUCCUGUGCAAACCAUUAUUCAGCCACAUGCUGGACAGCAGUUUAUUGUGACAACAGUGACUUCAGAAGGAGCAGAGCAGAACCACAAUCCUGAGAGUUUGGCGUUACAGGGCACACAGGCAGUAUAUCCAGCUCAUGUUCAGUACGUAGACAGCACUGAUCCUGCUCUCUACGCUGCUUCCAAUGGACAGAUACAAACUUAUGACUACAGCCAAGCCAAUAUGUAUACUCCUGUUUCUGGAGCAUAUUACCAGACAGUUUCUGGAGCACAGUUGUCUCAAGUUGGAGGUCUACCACCAGGCAUGCAAGGACAGUUUAUUACACAUCAAGGGGGGACUUAUUUGGUCCAAGGAGGUGCUAUGGAUGGAGAAGGACAUCCCCUCACACACACUACCAGGGCAUCCCCAGCAACACUUCAGCUGAAGGAUGCUUUCAGUGGAAAUGCAAAGGAGGCCAAAGGGGUUCAGUGGCUGAUUGAUAAUUAUGAAACUGCUGAGGGGGUGAGCCUUCCACGAUCUACACUGUAUAGUCAUUAUAUGCAUCACUGUACAGAGAGUAAGUUGGACCCCAUGAAUCCAGCUUCCUUUGGAAAGCUGAUUCGCUCAGUGUUUCUAGGUUUGAGAACAAGACGCUUAGGAACCAGGGGUAAUUCAAAGUACCAUUACUAUGGCAUCAGAAUCAAGCCCACCUCUCCAUUGAACCAAUUCACAGAUGACCAGACUAUGGCCAUGAGGCAACAACCAGUGAAUCAGGGGAAACGCUUUAAGUCAGCAACGACAGGUAUUGAUGGUAAAGAUAUUGAUACUUCACGGGAUCAGAAUUCUCAAGGAUCAGAUUCCCAACAGCAACAACAUCAGCAGUUCCUUGGGGAUGCUUCAGGGGCCAUUCCAAACUUUGGAGAUGUUCAGGAAGGAAAUGUUUUGCCAGAAGGGCUAACAAAGGAACAUAUUCGUAGUUUUGAAAGACUAUAUAAAGAGCAUUGUGAGGCAAUGCUUGAUGUGGUUGUGAAUCUACAGUUUUCACUCUUUGAAGCACUUUGGAAGUCAUUUUGGAGAAACCCAACAGAUCUCCCCACUGCGGAAAGUGAUAUUGAGCGAAGGCUCCCCAAAGAGAGGCUUUAUUCUCUGUGCAGAUUUGAGCCAGUUCAAAAGUGGGUCAGGAGAUCAGACUAUUGCUUUUACCAGGCACUUGUGGAAGUACUUAUACCCGAUGUUUUAAGGCCCAUACCAGGUUCUUUGACUCAGGCCAUCCGUAAUUUUGCCAAAAGUUUAGAGGGUUGGCUAAAGAGUUCCAUGCAGGGAGUACCUGAGGAAAUGGUUAAAGCAAAGGUUGGAGCAGUCACGGCUUUUGCCCAGACAUUGAGGAGAUACACUUCAUUAAAUCACCUGGCCCAGGCUGCUCGCGCCGUCCUACAGAACACGUCCCAGAUAAACCAAAUGUUAAGUGACCUUAACAGGGUGGACUUUGCAAACGUACAGGAGCAAGCUUCCUGGGUGUGCCAAUGUGAUGAUGCAGUAGUGACACAGUUGGAGCAGGAUUUCAAGAAAACUUUGCAGCAGCAGAACACUCUAGAACAGUGGUCCGUGUGGCUGGAAGGGGUAGUCAACAAAGUACUGAAGCCACAUGAAGGCACCGAGAAUUUCCCAAAGGCAGCAAGACAGUUCUUAUUGAAAUGGUCUUUUUACAGCUCAAUGGUUAUACGGGAUUUGACUCUGAGAAGUGCUGCAAGCUUUGGCUCAUUCCAUCUCAUCCGUUUGCUGUAUGAUGAAUACAUGUUCUACCUGGUAGAGCACAAAGUGGCUGCUGCUACUGGGGAGUCUCCCAUUGCUGUGAUGGGAGAGUUUAUUGAUCUUGGUGGAGCCAUCACUCUUGGUACUCUGGAGAACCUGAGUAGCAAAGCAGCCACAACUACCAACACAUCCUCGCCAUCUACUCUGAAAUCCCUGCCUACUAUCACAGUGACCCCAGCAACCACGGGACUGACCACUACCCCUGCCAAGGGACUGGCCACUACUCCUGCCACAGGGCUGGCCACUACACCUGCCACUGGGGGCAGCACCAGCACAGCUAAUACCACAGUGACAGUACUGACAUCAGGGACAGGUGCUUCAGGAACCAAGACCAUAGUGGUGGUACCUGUCACUUCAGCUGGUUCUGGAGAUGGACAUGCAGCAAAGAAGUUUAAAGUUGGUUAAGAGGUCCCUUCUGUAGUCUGAGCUUUGUUGAUGGAAUUAGACAUGUAUGAGCAGCAAGUGCUGGUCAGCUUUGUAAGGCAAACUAGAACAACAAUUAUGCAACCUGUUACCAUGACAUUUCUCAUAACUUAAUUUCCAAGAGAUAUGUUCUGUAUAUACAGCUUACACCCAAAACAGUGAGGUUUAAUUUGUUGUUGUAUUAAAGAAAAAAAGGCCUUAUAAUAAAUUUGAUUUUAUUACUUUGCCAAAAUUGCAGUAGAAGUAGUAGAUGUGUGUUAUUUGGCAUAAAAAAGUGACACCUCACCAAAGAACACUUGCAUCCAGUUUAGUUGUAAAUAAGUAUUACCGAGUGCCUAUGCCUAUAUACAUAAAUAGUCAUUUUCCAUUUUGUGUGGUAUAGUGAUGUUCAGCGUAAAAAAAGCUUUUAUGUGGUCUGUAUGAAUCUACUUUGUGAAUAAAAUUUGUAAUGACAUUGUCAGUUAUCAAAAGAGCAUGAGCUGUGACCACAUCGCCAAUGGAGCAUGAUGAAAUCCAAAUAUGCUGCAGUGCAGCAUUGGUAGACACUCUCUUGACUUAUGUGCUGGGAUUUCGAGAAUCUUUACAUCUUGCACACGGCUGAGCACCUUGAGAUGUUUUGUUGUAAAAUGUGACAUUGUUGUUAAAAGUUGUGCCUUAGAUUACAAAUGGAGUUGACGUGCUGUGAUGCACUUUGUGAUGUAGUGAGUACAAAAAGAAAAAAUUUAUAUGUAAUGUUUUUUUUUUCCUUGUAGGAAUCUCAAAAUAGCUUAAGGGUAGAUUUAAAAAUAUUAUAUUGAUUAUUAUUAAGAGUGCUUGACAUAUGUAUAAUACCUAAAUGUACAAAUCCAGAGUCAAAUGAUCUAUAUUUUUCUGAUGUGAUACUAAUAAGAAUUGAAUCUUGUAACUAUAUUUUACACUGUUUGUUAGGGUUUGAUUUUAUUUAUUUUUUUUUCAAUUUUCAUUUAAUUAUUUAUUUUUUUGUGAAAAAUUAGAUUAAAUUUUAGGAUUUGCAUAUUUAAUCUCUUACUUAGUUCGGUUGAUGUAGUGUUUAUUGUCAUUGUCAUUUUCAGUCAUUUAAUUUUUUUUUUUUUUUUUGUCAUAAAUUCUUUUUUAAUUAAUUAGAAAGUGUGUGUGAAAUGUAUUGUGCUUAUAGUUGUAGGAUAUCCAAACUAGAAGACGUAUAACUAUUAUAUAAGGGGGUCUGCAAGAAACUACUAUAUUUUGCAGUAUCAGUAAUAAAAGGUUUUAAUAAAAGUGAUAUUUUCAUAAUUAGAUGUAGUAUGGUGAUGGAUUGCCAUGAAAUUUACUUGACUGACUUGAAACCAUUAGUUUACUAUUUAUUUGUCUUACAUAAGACAUUGAGCAGUCAUUGCUAGAGGGAGGGGAGGCAUAUAAGCAUAAACCAGUAGAUAUAAUUUGAAUGUUUAAUUCAUUGCCUUUGGGGGGAGUAAUUAAGGGUAAUGAAACAAGUUAUUUUAAGUUGAUUUUAUGCCAUGAUAGCUUCAAAUUAAUUGACAUAAUAAGUUGUUUUGUAAACCUGUUGUUUAUCUGAAAGUCAAUAUGACAACUAAAUUUUAAGUUUCUUUAAAAAUAUUUAAUGGUUUAAAUUAUUUGAAGGGCAAAAGAUUGUAUUUAUUGUUUUUUCUGACAUUGUAACCUUUUAGUGCACUUUUGUUAUAUUUUGGUUCUGAUUAUAAAGGCCCACUCAAAAUUUCAUGUCAAAAUGUCACAAGAUGUGAAUAAAAGAAGCUUUUCUGUGAA
Lingula anatina is the source of this 5197-nucleotide messenger RNA. Its product is annotated as transcription factor RFX3. NCBI's taxonomy places the organism in Eukaryota, Metazoa, Brachiopoda, Lingulata, Lingulida, Lingulidae. The record is from RefSeq and is a predicted model, not a curated record. Gene Ontology annotation, biological process: regulation of transcription by RNA polymerase II. Gene Ontology annotation, molecular function: DNA-binding transcription factor activity, RNA polymerase II-specific; RNA polymerase II cis-regulatory region sequence-specific DNA binding. Gene Ontology annotation, cellular component: nucleus.